Messenger RNA from Phaeoacremonium minimum UCRPA7, 876 nucleotides. Its product is annotated as putative cell division control protein. The record is from RefSeq and is a predicted model, not a curated record. The coding region runs from base 1 to 876 and encodes 291 amino acids. The transcript is spliced from 2 exons. Lineage: Eukaryota; Fungi; Ascomycota; Sordariomycetes; Togniniales; Togniniaceae.
AUGGAGGCUCUUCUAUCACUAGCAUUUGACAAUCUUUCUUCUUACGAUGGGCCCAAGAUCAAGAAGGGCAUCAAGCAGGUCGACAGCCUGCUUGCCCAGAUCUGCCUCUCUCAGCAGAAAAAUAGUCAGAAGAAAGACCAACUGAAUGAUCCGGGUAAGGAUGGCCCGCCAAAUCCUCCACGGCGUCGGCUCUCCGACUUGAACAACGAUCCCGCCUUCCACGAGUUCUUCAAGCUGCAGGAGGGCUUCGAGUGGAAUGUUACGAUGCGCCUGGUCAAUACGUUAGACCGUCUGAUGGCGAAAGGGAGCGACGGACAGAACGACUUGUUGAUCAUGAAUGCGCUGGAUCUGUUACAGGGGCUGCUCGUCCUGCACCCUCCAAGCAAGACGCUAUUCGCACGAGAACAGAACAUGAAUCUUCUCCUCGAUCUCCUCGAGCCAGUCAACUGCCCUGCUAUCCAGUCUGCGACUCUCCUCACCCUCGUCGUCGCUCUCGUCGAGACGCCCCAGAACACACGCACCUUUGAGAACCUCGACGGCCUGCUCACAGUGACCUCGCUCUUCAAGUCACGCUCCACCUCACGCGACGUGAAGCUCAAACUUGUUGAGUUCCUCUACUUCUAUCUCAUGCCCGAGACGCCCUCCAUCCCGAGAGCCGAUGCCCGCGAUUCCGUUCCCGCAAUGUUGCAGCGCAGUCCUAGUAAGCUCGCCAAGGCAUUCAAUAACGGCAACGGCCGCCGGCGGGCCAACAGCGACAGCGAGGAGACACGCACGACGGAGGAGAAGCAGGCGCUGCUGGGCCGCCACUUGAAUAGCGUUGAGGAGCUGGUCAAGGAUUUACGAACAUGCACGCCGUUCGGCGGCGUCGUCGCCUAG